Molecule: messenger RNA, 6950 nt
Organism: Entelurus aequoreus (snake pipefish)
Lineage: Eukaryota; Metazoa; Chordata; Actinopteri; Syngnathiformes; Syngnathidae
Gene: bsk146
Product: brain specific kinase 146
Exons: 5
Coding region: 287-1573 (428 amino acids)
Biological process (GO): peptidyl-serine phosphorylation; peptidyl-threonine phosphorylation
Molecular function (GO): ATP binding; protein serine/threonine kinase activity
Source: RefSeq, a predicted model, not a curated record
CAGAGGAUGCAGAGACAAAAGGACAGAAGGCGUCGAGGAGGCUUCUCGGAUGCUCGUUUGCCGAACACAACAUUCUCUUCUCGACAUCGACUCGCCUGUCUUAAUUGUGUUUAUUCAUUUAUUUUUUAAUAUGCGUCAUAACGUGUUUGUCAGCUGCCUGGGCGCACAGGGCGGCUCGUCCUCAUCAUGAAGAUCAAACACACCGUAACAUCGUGUUAGUUGCUGCUUGGCCCGCCUUGGCACCUGUUCCUCGGUUUGUCCUCUCGCUCCAUCCUCUGACAGAGCCAUGAGUUCAUCUCCGCUGACGUCGCAAGCCCACAUGGACAUUCUGGACGAGCUCCAGCUGAUCACAGCCCAGAACCUGGAGAAGGUGGAGAUCAAUAAGUACUACGAAGUGAUUAGGGAGUUGGGCAAGGGCACCUAUGGCAAGGUGGACCUGGUCAUCCACAAGAUCAGAGGUACAAAAAUGGCACUGAAGUUCUUGAAGAAGAAGACGACCAAGCUGAAGUCGUUUCUGCGGGAGUACAGCAUCUCCCUCUACCUGUCUCCCUGCCCUUUUAUCAUCAACAUGUUUGGCAUCGCCUUCGAGACGGACGAAUACUACGUGUUCGCUCAGGAAUACGCGCUAGCAGGGGAUCUCUUCGACAUCAUUCCUCCACAGGUUGGUCUUCCUGAAACAGUGGCUAAGCGCUGUGUGCACCAAGUGGCCAUUGCGCUGGACUACCUGCACUGUAAGAAGCUGGUCCACAGGGACAUCAAACCAGAAAACAUUCUCAUUUUUGACCGGGAGUGCCGCAAGGUCAAGCUGUCGGACUUUGGCAUGACCCGCCGGGCCGGCUCCCCUGUGAAACGAGUGAGCGGCACAAUCCCGUACACGGCUCCCGAGCUGUGCGACGUGUCUCGCCACGAGGGCUUCUGCGUGGACUACAGCACCGACGUGUGGGCCUUUGGCGUGCUUCUCUUCUGCAUGCUGACUGGUAACUUCCCGUGGGAGAAGGCGCUGGCCUCCGACUCCUUCUACCAGGAGUUCAUCCGCUGGCAGAAGAGAAGGACGAACACGGUGCCUUCCCAGUGGAGACGUUUCACCGAGCAGGCCCUCCGCAUGUUCCGCCGCCUGCUCUCGGUGGAGCAGGACCGCCGUUGCUCCGUCAAGGAGGUGUUCGGAUACUUCAGCCACUCGUGGAUGCUGGACGGGGAGAACAACAACAACAACUGUGCAGGCGGCGCCGGGGAAAGGGUCGUCGGAGGCAGUAAUGCACGAGGGGAGGUGAACGACAUUAUUUCCUCGUCUUCGUCUGGGGAGGAAGACGAGGAGCUCCUGGUGGAGCGGAUGAAGCAUCAGACUCUGUCUCCUCUUUCCCCACUGUCUCUCGUGUCCCCAGUGGCUGUGGAGCGGGGGAGUGGGGGCGGGCCUAAGGGUGGCAUGAUGGAACUCGGCGGCGGCCACCAUUUCGUGUCGGUGUCCACCAACAGCUCGGUGUCGUCCACCAACAGCUACGAGCGGAUGCCGCGGGAAAACAGCUCGCCGGGAGGCCGCAUGCUGGUGGCCACGCCCAUCGAGAUUUGCGUCUGAGCACCUUGUCGACAUUUUCUACGUUAAUCUUGUCUCACCGGUGUGCUCUUCUUCUUCUUCUUCUUCUACCGCCCAUCCGACCACCACCAGAUGUGCAUGCACGGAGAAAGACAGUGUACACCCACAGGACGGGGGAUACAUCUUGGGAGAAAGUUCAAUAAGAGAAGACCAAAAUGUUGUUCCUAAAGCAAUACUUCGAAAAUGCAAAAAAGAAAAAAAGGGAUGGAGCAUGACAUCUUUUGGGAGUUGAACUGGCAAACCCCCCUGCGUUGUACUUUGUUGACAAUUUGAAGGAUGGAGCAGUGCUGUGGAAGAUGUCUCACUCUGUUUCAUAUUCCAUGGUUUAUUUUUUAUUGAAGUUGUGACACCUGCUCUUUUACGUAACACAUUCAGGACGAUGAUUUCUCAGUCACAAUAUUUCAACCUGCUGUAAUCGUGUGACCUCCCGUCAUCCUUAAAAGGUGUUUAACAUGUCCACGCCACACUCUUUUAUACUCGUUGGCCAAAAAAACACGACAGACAGCAUCAUUUGUAUUCAGAAUUCAACCUUGCACCCCUGUCGCCUCCCCCCGAAAAAAAACAUGCAUGAGUAGUUCAAACAGCUGUACACACUAAAAAAAUGUCCAAUGUCGUGAUGUGGAAUCUUUUUGACGUAGCACAAGUACUCGCGUUAUAUCCAAGAGGGCCGUUCACAAUAAUCUCUUGAGGUGUUUUAGGGCUAAAAAAAAAAAAAGUUUCCAUCCAGUGCGUUUUAGUGUAUUUGUAUUAAUGUUGUGUAUUCAUGUCACCGCCUUCAGGAAGUGGAAGGAAAAAAAGCAAUGCAUGACUUGAUAAGAGCUCACAAGGUAGGGAAUUUAAGGACUGUAGGAGCAAGAAAGUCUCUGAUUCAAAGAAAAAAAUUUAACUAUUAGAAUGAGCCCUUUGUGUCCACACAUAAGUCUGCAUGAAUCUUUGUGUGCUAACGCUCAAGAUAAUCGAGAAGAGCAGCUCCGUGAACACAAACACGUCAUUACGUAUCUCGCGAGGCUCCGGCCUCCUCAUGAGCACGCUUGAAUCCAACCAUUGUUAACAGCUGCUCUCAAAUCAGUCAGUAUGCAAAACGACUCCAUCUUGUGACAAUCUCUGACCUCAUCGGACUGGGAACAAAAGGACACGGGUCGUGACGCCGACACUGAAGUCGCACUGUUCUCCUCGGGACGCUUGUUGUUGCUUUUUACUGCUCACGUGAUCACCGUGAAGAAGAGUAUUACCUCAUCGUCCUGGUCCUCCAACUACCAGCAUCAUGCACAACAACAGCUGUCACCUCAUCUUUGUGUUCCAGAAGGAGUCCUCCAUCUAAAAUAAACAAUUUUAAUUCAAUUAGUGCUUUCUUUUCAAGUGUAAACAAGGAUGAUACUGACCAAGUCUUGUACAAAGUACACAAAGUCAUCAGUGAUGCCAGAUAGUUAAUAAUAAUUUCACCCUUUGUAUGAUCGAUAAUUCCAUACUGGACAAUAAUUUCACCAUUUAAAUUGAUUGUGACAUAAAAUGCACUCAGUGUAGAAGAUAAAAAUAUGUGUAUUUACAAAACCCAAGACCAGUGAAGUUGGCAUGUUGUGUAAAUCGUAAAUUAGCUCAUUUGGAACUUGAGGCCUGCAACAUGUUUCAAAAAAGCUGGCACAAGUGGCAAAAAGACUGAGAAAGUUAAGGAAUGCUCAUCAAACACUUUAUUUGGAACAUCCCACAGGUGCUUCCAUGAAAUGCUCAGUCACUCACAAACAAGGAUGGGGUGAGGGUCACAAAUGCGUGAGCAAAUUGUCGAACAGUUUAAGAACAACAUUCGUCACUGAGCUAUUGCAAGGAAUUUAGGGAUUUCACCAUCUACGGUCCGUAAUAUCAUCAAAAGGUUCAGAGAAUCUGGAGAAAUCACUGCACGUAAGCGGCAAGACUGAAAACCAACAUUGAAUGCCCGUGACCUUCGAUCCCUCAGGCUGUACUGCAUCAAAAAGCAACAUCAGUGUGUAAAGGAUAUCACCACAUGGGCUCAGGAACACUUCAGAAAUCUACUGUUAGUAACUACAGUUCACCGCUACAUCUGUAAGUGCAACUCAAAACUCUACUAUACAAAGCCAAAGCCAUUUAUCAACAACACCAAGAAACGCCGCCGGCUUCGCUGGGCCCGAGCUCAUCUAAGAUGGACUGAUGCAAAGUGGAAAAUUGUUCUGUGGUCUGACGAGUCCACAUUUCAAAUUGUUUUUUGGAAACUGUGGACGCUGUGUCCUCCGGAUCAAAGAGGAAAAGAACCAUCCGGACUGUUAGGUGCAAAGUUGAAAAGCCAGCAUCUGUGAUGGUAUGGGGGUGUAUUAGUGCCCAAGACAUGGGUAACUUACACAUCUGUGAAGGCGCCAUUAAUGCUGAAAGGUACAUACAGGUUUUGGAGCAACAUAUGUUGCCAUCCAAGCAACGUCUUUUUCAUGGACGUCCCUGCUUAUUUCAACAAGACAAUGCCAAGCCACAUUCUGCAUGUGUUACAGCAGCAUGGCCUCAUAGUAAAAGAGUGCGGGUACUAGACUGGCCUGCCUGUAGUCCAGACAUGUCUCCCAUUGAAAAUGUGUGGCGCAUUAUGAAGCGUAAAAUACCACAACAGAGACCCCCGGACUGUUGAACAACUUAAGCUGUACAUCAAGCAAGAAUGGGAAAGAAUUCCACCUGAAAAGCUUCAAAAAUUGGUGUCCUCAGUUCCCAAACGUUUACUGAGUGUUGUUAAAAGGAAAGGCCAUGUAACACAGUGGUAAAAAUGCCCGUGUGCCAACUUUUUUGCAAUGUGUUGCUGCCAUUAAAGUAUAAGUUAAUGAUUAUUUGCAAAAAAAAAAUUAAGUUUCUCAGUUCGAACAUUAAAUAUUUCGUCUUUGCAGUCUAUUCAAUUGAAUAUAAGUUGAAAAGGAUUUGCAAAUCAUUGUAUUUUGUUUUUAUUUACGAUUUACACAAUGUGACAACUUCACUGGUCUUGGGUUUUGUAUGUUGCCUUACUAUAUACAAACUCUACCUGCAACAUAAAGUACUUCAUGUCGUUUUCUUGACCUAAUUGCUACCAGCCUCUUCCAGCACAACAAGCAACAUGUUGGGAAGCACUGUCACUUCCUGUUUCCAUUGAUGUCCCGCACAAAAGAACCAGUCACACAAUUUGUUGCCUUCUUCCUCCUCGGAUCGAAUGUGGCGGGGCAUCGGUACACUCAUAGCGACUUUUGGCAGUUGAAACAAAAACAAACGAAUAGCGACGGUGCUCAUUGGAAAGGUAGGAAAUUAUAUUAAAGUAAAAAUCAUCCCUAACAAAUAAUAGAGUACAAGCAGUUAUAAAGUAUUACUAUGCAGCAACAAUACCAAUAACAAACUUCCACCGAGGCAUAACAAUCCUCACUGGAGUCAGCACCAAAUUGUUUACCAAUAGAUCAGGGAUAUUCAACUAAAUAGUUUUGGGGGCCACAUUUGCAGAAAGUUAGGGACUGUGACUAUUAGUCUUGUUUUGCAUAUUCCAGGCUGGAGAACCAGCGUCCUCUACAGUAGACAUUUGUUUUUGGUAUAUUUAUUUUUCUCAGAGUUGCAGUUUUUAAGAACCUUCUGCAAAAAAGCUAAUCAAAGAUCAUCUCUAUGACAACACUCUAGUGUUUUUAAGAAGCCGCUGCAAAAAUGUGAGUCUCUCACAAGUUUUUGAACUGAACCUUGAGGAACACCACUGGUAUCAUAAAGAAGUUGAACAAACGACUACUGACUGCAUCUGACGUAAACAAGCUACAGCAACACCUUAGUCACAUAAAUCACGUUACGGAAAAAGUGUGUAACUGCCAAAAAGUAGAGAACUUAAAGGGGUGCUUUGAGGAACGCCUCAGUUAUGUAAAUUAUUAGUGUGGACCCCGGUGUUCCAUGUUUGCUAGCAAGGUUUGCCCAGCAGGCACAAGACAUUAAAACAACGUUGAGAACUUGUUGAAUUAGGUCCUGACGUUGAAACAACAUGCUUUUUGACGACGUUUAAUCAAUGUCGGGUUCUGACGUUGAUUUGACCAUUGAAAUUUGGUCAUUUCCCAACCAAAGUUUGACAACACAACUCCAACGUUGAAACAAGGUACUUUUUGACAAUGUUUAUUCAAUGUCAGGUUGCGACAUUGAUUUGACUGUUGAAAUUUGAUCAUUUUCCAACCAGCAACGUGGAUCCAACGUUAAGACAUCAAUGUUGUCUCAAUUUACAAAUACCACUAUUUUGCAACGUUGUUUCAAAGUCAGUUUUAAAGGACAUGUAUGUAGAAUCAAGGUUGUAUCAAUGUCUUGUGUGUGCUGGGUGAUGUCAAUGCAAGGAUGUGCCAAAGUGUGACAGUGGUCAAAGUUCCUCUACACAACAGGAACACUCUGGUGUUUUUAGGAAUUUGCUGCAAAAACGUUUGUCUCCCAAAUUUUAACUGAACUCAGGGGCCAGUCUGGUGUCUUUCCCGAGCCAGAUUUGGCCCCCAGGCUAGCGGUUGAAUAGCCUGCAUAUACUUGAAUGUAAGUUUCCUGCAAAAUACUGUAGGAGGAGACCUAGAGAAGUUUUUUAAACCAAAAACGUACACGGCAAACAAUGGAAUCAAAGUAUCAUUUAGAAACAGAUUUUUUAUUUUUUUUGAUCAAAUAUUUUUUCUCACCCUUCUUUGAACUCUUUAUUUAACUGAAUGAUUACGUACUGAAGUGGAGUGAAUUGUUCUAAUCAAUGUUAAUUGAUGACUGAUGUAUUGUUAAUGUGAUUUAUUAGCUAUUUAUUUGGAGUGUGUCCUUGACGGAGGUAAUGAGAUUAGUUUCACAGACUUCCACCCAACAAUUCUUAAACUAUCCUGCUCAACUUCUCAGAUAUGAAUUGAACAGACUAAUUAAUCUGUACGUAAAUUACAAAACAUAAAAAGACACAGAAUUACAUCAUAAGGAUUCUGCACCUUUAUCCAGAUCCAGACAUAAGUGAGUUGCAGUUUAUUGCCUAGUUUUACUCCCCACACUUUGUCUUAUUGUUGUGGAUACUGACAAAAUUGUACGCUAGUGUAGCAACAGUAUAUAUACUGUAUGUUAUUUCUUAUGUUUUUACUUCAAGACCAUCUUUGGAAGCAUUUAUUGCUGAACUGAACAAUAAUAGAUCCCUUCUUUAUUCUCGACUUGUAUUUGCCAACAUCCUAACAUCUUCUCAUCAUCAUUCUCAUGCUUGUUGUAGUAGAGUUUGGGUGUCUUUCUGUCCCGUGACACAUUUCCCAGUAUCAUCGUUGUUGUGUAGUUUUAGUGACUAGUUGGCCACAAGCAUUCAAACUUGGUUUUGUCUUCGAAAUAAAACUGUCUUACUGUAAACCCCACAUUUAGUCAAUAAAAUGAGAAUUCUUGUUGAUAA